Molecule: messenger RNA, 18930 nt
Organism: Lucilia cuprina (Australian sheep blowfly)
Lineage: Eukaryota; Metazoa; Arthropoda; Insecta; Diptera; Calliphoridae
Product: titin
Exons: 7
Coding region: 634-18375 (5913 amino acids)
Molecular function (GO): protein binding
Source: RefSeq, a predicted model, not a curated record
UAGACUUUUUCAAAUGUCAAUACUGACAUCUCAGUAUACUUUGGACGAGAGUUUAUUAUUUGCGAGAGCGCGUCCCUUUUCGUUCGCUUGAAUUUUGUGUCCAGAAAAAUAAAAGAAACUCAAAAAAGAAAAAAUUCCAAUACAGAAAAAAUUAUUUUCCAUAUAUAUAAGUGAUUUUAAUUAAACAAUUAACACAAAUUCAAGACGUCGGGAAAAGAAUUUUAAACAUUUAAAGCUGCUAAAAAGUGAAGAAAACAACUCGGCUUCAUUGUUUGAAAGUUGGUUUUCUUUUUGCAAAUGAAAAAAUUAACAACCAACUUUCUAUACCCAGUGAACAUCUUUUUUCAUUGACGGCUUCCUUUUUUUCCUGUUUGCUAAUGCGGCAUCAAACACACACAAACAAAUCAAAGGAGACGUGAGAAAAUAUAAAAACAGGAAAAUAUACAAAAAUUAAAGUAAAAAAGUAUAAAAAAAGAGAAGCCUCUAGUCGUUGGGGGAAAAGGAGGAGUUUUAAUUGUUAAAAAAAUAUUAUUAUAAAGAAAAAAUAAAUAAACAGGAACUAUUUAUGCCGCUUAGUAUAAAGUGCUUGAGUUUUGUGAAAUCUGUUAAAACCACUUAACACCAUCAUUGAAAAUGUCAUUGGAAGGCGCAAAAUUCAUUUGCCUCGAUGAAGCCGGCAAUCAUGGUGAGAUUGUCUUGGCCAAAGGCCGCAAAUUUACCAUGGGCUAUUAUGUGAGUUGUGAUUUUGUUUUGGUCGACGAACGAGCCAAGGGUGUUCAUUGUGAAAUUGAAUGUGAUGCAUUUGGAAGGGUAACCAUACGUAAUUUAUCACCCGAUAAACCCAUUUUAGUUAAUGGUUCUACAGUUGAAAUCAAACGCAUCUUAUUGAAUAAUUCAAAAUUGUCAAUAUUGGAUAAAGAAUAUUUAUGGCAAUUUCCGAAAAUUUCCAGUAAUGAAUUUGAAGAUUUACCCGUUGAAGCUGCUUCGACACCACAAAAACAAAUCGGUAUACCCGAACAACCGCCAAACUCUUGUCCAGAUUUUAAGCUUCACCGAGAAUUACCCAAAAGAUUUACAGUACACAAUUUCGCCUAUUGUAUACAAUCGGAUGAAGAGGGAAACACAUCAACAGACUCAAAUGAUGAAAACAGUAAUGAAGGCGAAUCAUCAUCACAAACAAAACAAAUUGAAAGUAAAAUUGAAACUGAAAUUAAAGAAAAUCAAAUAACAGACUCUGAAGACACUAAUGCCAAUACACAAGAAAAAGAACCAGAAAUUCGUAAUCGCAGUGUAACACCCGAACCAAAGGAGCAACAAAAUGAAAAAUCUACAAACAGCGCUCUAAUGGAAACACCUAAAAUGAAUUUAAUCAAUUGUACAAAAGAUAAAGAGAAUAAAAGUACACAAAAGAAAAAUAAACAACUACUUACGAUGUGCCAUCAAUCGGAUGUUGUAAUUACUUCAUUUUCACCGCGUGAAACGGGUGUACGUAUUGAAAAAUCAUUUGCGACCGUUAUUAAGCCAAAAGUGCUGGUCACUAAAACUCCCGCAACACCUAAAAGUGUUUAUAGCACACCGAAAAGUGAUUUGAAUGAAAACGACGAUGCCGCGGGAGAUGAAGAUGAAAAAGAACUAAUGACUUUUCAUACGCCUUCGACAUCGAAAAAGUGUAACACAACUACUGCCUCUGCAAAAGUACUUAAGAAUUCCUCUAUGCAUUUAAUCGAUUUAACGACACCGAAUAAAUUAAGACCGGCUAGUCCGUAUUUAAAAUCGGCUUUGAAAGCUUCUGCCAAGAAAAAAAUUCCCAACGUUGAUAAAUCAUGUGGUAAAUUGUCCUCAGAAGAACAAUUGGGUUUAUCAGCGUUGCCUUCUACGCCUGCUUUACAGGAUAAUAGCAAUAGUCCAUUAGAAACGCCUAGUUCUGUUAUAAGUGUCAGCAGUUCCACAGAUACUUCGAGUAUUAUAGAAGUAACGAGUGAUGGUUCGAAUAUUGGUUGUACCCCAGUCACUAGUACUGGUAUGACAACUCCUGUAAAGGCUCAAACUCGAGCGGGAGCCUUUACGCCUAAACGAACACCACAGUCACUGAUGAAACGCGCUCUCAUAACAAGUGCCAAAAAACAAAACACAACACCACAAAGAAAUCUUAACACUGCUGCCACACCGCGCAGAGAAUCCAUAAAUCGUAUACCUUUACGCAGUAAUUUAGCUUUGUUAAGAACUCCAGUUACUCCUCAAGCUUCAGUGGGUGAUAAAAGUACUUCGCAAUUGCCUAGAAGGCAAAGUAUGAGUACUCCUACCCGUAAAAGUAUGCCGGCAAGGAGCCGUUUCGAUAGUUCUCCUUCCACCAGUACUUUAGCAUCACCUUCAAGCUCUAAUAGAAUGGCCUCACGACGCUCUUCUAUUAAUCCCAUUUCAGCAGCAAGAGCAUUACCCACCUCUACACCCGUGUCAGGUUCUAGUAACAAUUCUGCCUUAAGAACACGUGCUGCCUGUAAGACUUCUCCUCUUCAUAAGGUUCGCAAAUCUAUAGGAGGUGUACCAUUAUCUUCCCACAUAUCUAAGGCUCGUAGAUCAAUUGUGCUGCCAGCUUCUACUUCGAAAAUAACAUCGAUUAAGGAAAAAUCACCACAACAAGUAAUGAGCGAUCGUCUUGUUACUAGGGCACGCAAAUCUUUGUGCUUAACUCCCAUAUCAGCAAGAUCACGUAAUAUGGUUACUGCCGCAAAAACACCUCCACAAGCUCCCUCUAGUAUUCUUAAAGCUAAAAGUACUCAAUCAGCCAAAAAACCCGAACGAAAGGCCGUAUUAUUUGCAGAUAAACAACCUACAGUUAGUGGUGAAGUAGAUGAUCUUAGUCGUACUUUUAUAAUUGAUUCUGAUGAGGAAGAAAAUGCAGAGAAUCAAGAGGAUAAUAAGCCGAAAGAUACCACAUUUUCACCAGAAAAAGAAACGAAAGAAACUGACAAGUUGAUGGUAAAAGAAUCAGAAAAGAAACAGGAAACUAUAGAAAUUCCAGUAGAUGUAGAAGAAAUCACCAGUUUAAGUAAAGAUAACAAAGAACUUGAAAAACCCAGCAAUGAAGAACAUUCAGCAACUACUGAAGAGAAGGAAAUAGCUGCUGAAGAAACCGAAAUGGAAAGUACUGAAAAUAAAAAUCCUAUUGCAAAUAUUGAUAAAACAAAAUCUAUUGUAACUGAAGAAAGUUUUGCUGAGAUUAUAAAUGAUUCUCAGGAAAUAGAAGAAGGAGAAAAACUCAUAACUGAAACCGUCGAAAUUACAGAUAGUCCAAAAGAAACUUCACAAACUGAAUCUCAAGAGAGUUUUACAGAUGCUUUAGAAGAAAUUGUGGAAGAAAAUGUUAAAGAAACGGAAAUAAUUGAAAAAGUUACAACAGAAGAACCAGCCCAGACAUUAACUCAGCAAAGCGAGGAAAAAGUUGUUGACACUGGUUUCGGAGAAGAAUCUAUAGUGGAAAUUAUAGAAAACGAAAAUGUACUCGAAGAAAUAGAAGUUAAAAAUGUGGAGAAAUCUACAGAAAAUGAUGAAAAUGAAUUGAAGAAAACAAAUCAGUUUAAUAAUGAAAAUACGAAUGUACAGGAAAAUGAGGAAGUUAAACCUGAAGAAACAAAGUCACUAGAGCUGCAGGAAGUUGAGGAAAAUGUUGAUAAACAAAAAUCCUCUAUAUACAAACCAAUCGUAGAAGAUAUAACCCUGGAAGGUUCUUUAAUCGAAAAAGAAACGAAUGUAAGCAAACAACCUUUAUACGAAGACAUUACUUUGGAGGGAUCUUUAAUCGAAGAAAAGAUUAAAAGUGAAGAAAUUAAAGAUGAAACAAGCAAAGAAUCUAAGGAUUCUAAUAAAAUUUUACAAACUGAUGAAAGUUUGAAGGAGGAAGCAAGGCAAGAUGAUGAACAAAUCGUUAAAAAUAACCAGGAAACAGAAAGUUUUACUCGACAAGAAAGUAAAGAUAUUGAAGAUGAUAAGGAUGUAAUUGGAUUACACGAAGCGCAUAAUAAAGAUAUUGUAGAAGAAAAGCCAACAGCCUCAACAUCUGAAGAUAAAUCUUUAACCUUAAAUAUUGAGAAAACUGAUAAUGAUUUAGAUGAUACAAGUAAAUUAUUAGAAGAAAUCGAAGAUGUUCUUAAUAAAUCUGAUGAAAUAAAACAAAAACAUCUUAUUGAACUGGAAGAAGGUAAACUGGAAAGUGAAAAACCAUUAACCGAAGAAUUUGAAAGUGAAAAACUAACACAAGAGAUAAUAGAAGAAACAGUUGCCACUAGUAACGAAGAAAACAACGAAAUACCGAAACUUUCAAAAGAAACUGAAUCACUGGUUGAUAGUGUUGAGGAUGGUAGUCAAAGUUUAGAAACAGCACAAGAAGAUAAAGAUGUUUGCAAUCAAACUGAAAAUGAAAGUAAACAAGUUACAGAAUCUUUAAUUCAAGUAGAAACGCCUAAAUCUUCCGAAACAAAUAAGACUGAUGAAAUAAAUAAGUUUAGUAACGAAAUCGAAUCUCCAGUAAAUGAUAUUGAUCUUCAAAAUGAAGGCAAUGUUGAAGAUAAAAAAGAAAACAAAAAAGUUUCAGAAUCUUCUAAGGAAGUUUCCGAAAUUGUUCUUCAAAAUGAAGACAAUGUUGAACAUAUAGAAGAAAUCGCAGAAGAUUCGGAAAACAUUGAUACCUCCAAAGAAGACAAUACUUUGGAAGAAGAAAGAGCUCAAGAAGAGUCUGCAAUUAAAGAAACUGAAAACAUUGUUCCAAAAGUUGAAAAAAGUCGUUGCGACGUUGUCAAUGAAAAAGAAGAUCCAUUUUUAAAUGAACAAAAGACUGAGUUGGAUGUUCAAAAUGAGUCUUCUGAAAUCAAUGAAGCUGAUUUACUUCAAAAUAAGCAAACAUCAGAAGAACAAAAUCCAGAUACAACAUCGACAGAAAGUAAAGAUUCCGAACCAUUAAAUAAUGUUUCACUUGAUGAAAAGAUGGAAUUGAGUGUUUCAGAGAAGUCUGAAGCUGAGGAUAUAGAGAUUGCAGUUCGAAAUGAGGAAACGGCUGAAGAACUUGAAUCUAAGGAAAAUGUUAAAAAUGAUGAAAAUGCUGAAGAACUUAAAGAGAACAAAGUAAUUGAAAUUGAAAAAGAAAAUGUAGUGUUCCAACCAGAAGAAAGUUCUCUAAAAGAGAAUAAGAAUGAAAAACAAACAACAGAAAUCAUCUCAAAUGAACAGAAUCUUGAGAAGAAAUCGGCUGGCGCUGAAAUUUUGAUCCAAGAAGAAGAUUGUAAAUCUCCUGAUAUGUGUAAACCGAAGGAAACAGAAACCGCUGACAAAUAUGAAGAGAUGUUAGAAAAUCCAAAAGACAAUGCUUCUGAUGAAUGUGAGGAGUCAAAAUCCUUAGAAAAUAAUGCUCUCCAAAUGGAAGACAAUACUCCCAACAAGGAAAAGACUGAAUCGGAUACUCCAAAUAUGGCUGAUGAAAACAUAAGUAAAAUAAUACAGAAUCAGCAAAAUAUUAAAGAGCAAUCAGAUAAAUCCUCCGUUGAAACCGUUAAAGACACCAUAAGUCAUUCAGAAGCAGAUGUCGAACAAAAGAAAGCCGAUAAUGUUAGCGAUUCAGAACAAGCAAACAAAUCUGAAGAAAUUACUAACGAAACUGAGAAGCCUAAAGAACAUAGUUCGAUUAGCAAUAUUAAAAAGAAAAUUGAAAAUACCUCCAGUCUAACGCCAAGACGCAGUACUAGACGUGCUUCUAUGUCAGCCGAAACAACAACUCAAACAACCACAGCAACAGAGUCAUCAUUUACACCCAGACGCAGUACUAGACGGGCUUCAAUGUCAGCUGAAACUAAUCAAAUAAACACUACUACUGAGUCAUCAUUUACUCCCAGACGCAGUGCUAGACGUGCAUCGAUGUCAGCUGAAACCACUACCACUGCAACACCAACAAAAAGAACCACUAGACGUGCCUCUUUAUCGGUGGUUAGUGAAACUACACCAUUAACACCUAAAACAAUAAGUAAACGUAGAGUUUCUAUAGAUGAUGAAACGAUUAAACCUAGUACAUCAAAAACACCGCGUAAGCUGUUGGAACAACGUAUGGUUAUACCAGAAGAAAUUGAAGAAGUUGUAGAAUCAGUUAUAGGCGAGGAGGAGGAAGAGAAUGUCGAGGAAAAGAAAACUACAAAGAAACGUAGAUCUUCAACUUCUAGUGAAAGCAAGACUUCAAGUGUUAAAACAUCAAUCAAGAAAUUGGAAUCUGAAGAAAUGUCUACACAUGUUGUUCCGGUCAUAAUAGAGGAACAAGAUGAGCCAGCAGAGGUCGCUGUAACUGAGGAGUUAGUUGUGGAAACAAAGCAAAUUGAAAAGAUUGAAAAUCAAGUUGUAGAUGAUGAAAGUUCAAGCAAAGAGGAUCUUGGAAAGCUUACAGAUGUUUCAAAUUUAGCAGAAAAAGAGAAAGUUGUAGUUCAGGCCGAAAUUGAUACAACUGUCUCGGAUGCUACAACUAUACUUGAAACGGCCUCGGAAGAGAAACAUGAUGCUCUUGAGAAUGUUAUAGCAACUGAUAAUCAAAGUUUAAAUGAAAAUGAAGUUGCAGAGUCUAUAGAAAAUGAGAAUGAAACAGCUAAAUCAGAAGUAGAAUCUGUUUCUAAGCAAGAUGAUGAACUAAACACCCAGCAAAAGUCUAAUGAAGAAGUUAUUGAUGCAGAAAGUUCUAACAAAACCGAUGAAGUUGAUAAUGUUCUUGUAAAAGCUGAUGCCACUUUAUUAACUAAAGAACAAGAUAAUUUGGAAAAAGCUAAUAUUGUUCCAGAAGUUAAAGAAAAUCUAGAUUCAUCAGCAGCUGUGGAUUUAAAUACUAGCCAGGCCUCGAUAGAUGAGCAAAGUGAAGAUGAAAUGGAAAAUUUACAAUUUGAAGAUGAUGCAGAGACAACACCUACAAAGGAAUUGAAAACAGAGGUAAAACAACAGGAAAUUUCUACACCUGUAAACAAAAAAUCCGUAAAAAUAUUAGCUGAAACAUCUAAAACCCCCUUAAUGGCGGGUAUGCGUGAUUUAUUAAAAACACCCAAAGCUGAACCGCAAACUCCACGUCUGGCAGGUAUACGUGAUUUGGUACGCACACCCAAUGAGCACAAAGAAAGUGAACAGGAAGAGAUGGAAAAAUUGGCGGUAGUAGCAGAUAUGAUAAAGACACCGAAAGCCUCAAAAGAAACCGUUGAUGUUAUCACACCAGCUAAAACUAUGAAACAGGUAACAAUUAUAGCCAAUUCUCCCAAGACUCCUUUGAUGAGUGGCAUGCGUGAAUUGCUAAAAACACCAAAAGCUGAUAUGAAUACUCCCCAAAUGGUGGGUAUACGUCAUUUAGUUAAAACACCCAAAACUACAAAAGAAAAUGAACAAGAAGAACAGGAAAAAUUGGCAGUGGUAGCGGAAUUAGUAAAAACUCCACAACCUAGCAAAAAUGUAGAAGAAUCUGUAGAGGAACUGCCCACUAGUUCUAGAAAAAAUGUUAAUUUACAAGGCGUUAAAGAAUUGCUUAAAACACCGAAAGGUUGCAGCACACCACGCUUUAAGGGAAUGCGAGAAUUAAUGCAAACACCGAAAGUAACAAACACACCUAUGAUGGGUGGUGUAAAGGAAUUGCUAGACACACCAGCUAAACAAGAACACUUGGAAAGUGAGGUGGCACUAAACUUGGAAGAUAUGCCAGCAACUACAGAUAAAACUGAGACAAAUUGUAUGACACCAUGUGGAGUAAAAGAACUUCUAGAAACCCCCCAACCACAACAGGUAAUAGUACAACAGACGCAGAUAAUUGAAACAGAAGAAAUUCCCAGCACAACUUCAAAAACUGCUCAAAACUUAAAAGGUGUUAAGGAACUUUUGAAAACACCAAAAACCUGUAGUACACCACGCCUUAAGGGAAUACGCGAAUUAAUGCAGACCCCCAAAAUGAGUUCAACACCCAUUAUGGGUGGUAUAAAAGAACUUAUGGAUUCACCAGCUGAAAAACAAAACGAAUUAGAUAAAUUCCUUAGAACACCAACGGCUAAAAAUAUAAUGAUACCUUCAUUGCCUUCCAGUGCCAUUAUAGAGAAAAGUAGUGAUUCUAUAGAAAUUUCCACUGAAUAUGAUUUGAAUGCCACACAUGAUGAUGGCGGUGAAACGGCUAAUUUAGAGGAACUUUUUAAAACUCCCGUAGCUUCACGUUUUGUUGAACGUAUCACUGAUUCUUAUUAUGCAGAAGAAGGUGAUGAACUUGAUGAGACUGUGGAAAAAUUCGAUAAAACUAAAAAUGAAUCUCUAAAUGAGGCUCUCAAUAAAUCAGCGGAAGAGGCUUUCGAUAAAAUGGUGGGCGAAGAAUCCCAAAUCCAAACACCUAUACGUAAAAUCUAUAAACGUAAAUCUUAUGCUUUGCAAACACCACAAGCGCCAUCUCCUUUCUCGGCAGCAGAUGUUUUAUCUGAUUUACCUAAAACAGAUGUAGAAGAAUGGAUUGAGACACUAGAUCAGGCAGAAACACCAUCAAUCUUAGAAUGUGAAGAUGAUAAUGAAUCAAUAGUUGAACAAAUUAAUGCUAAUGAUAGUGUUAAAGAAACGGAAGAAGUAUCUUCUUUAGAACAAAACAUGAGUGCCAAUGAUUCGAUUAUACCCGAAACAUGUACAAAAGUUUAUUUAACUGAAAAAUCCUUAACAAAUAUAACAACUGCCUCUAUAACUAAAACUCUAACAAAAGAUCCGCUUUUAAGUGCUACGGCAAAAUUAAAGGAAAAGGAAUCUCGUGCUCUUACGCCUAUAGAUGCUGAAAUAAGCGGUAUUGAUUUAUUGGAUCAAACGGUGGAAUCAGUACAAGAUGAACAACCCUCAAUGUUAGACGAACCGUUAUUAGUUGAAGAGCCUUCAAUGUUUGAAGAACCUUUGGUAGUCAGUGAUGACGACGAUGAUACACUUAAUAAUGCCGAUGCAGAGCAAGUUUCUCAAGAUGAAGCUAAUGAUUUGUCCGAACCUUUAAUGCUCAGCGAUAGUGAAGAUCUAAAUCAAUCACAAGACAUUGAAACAAAUGAAGCAGAAUCGAAACAGAAACAGGAAUCCAACAUUGAAGAAAAUGUGCAAGAAAAAUCUAUGGUAGCACAAGUUUCUGAUGUGUCACUGACCGAAGAUCCUUUAGAAAAUAAAAAUAAAGAACAAGAAGCAUCUAUAGUAGUUGAGGAAGAUAAAUCUAUAAUUGAUAUAGAAGAUGACAGUCAAGAAAAAGAAUCAUUUAAAGUUGAGGAUGAGAUGCCAAAAGAUAUAAUUACUGAAAGCGAAACACUGGCGGAAGAAAGUUUGUUAUUUGAAGAAACGCCCAUGAAACCAAUGUUCUCUGAACCACAAAAAGAUAAUAAAAACGGUAAAGAAGUAAUAGAAACUGCUAAAAAUUUCGAAGAAGAAUUUGCGGAAGUAGUUGAUUCAACUGAAACCGAAAAUACAGAUAAAUUUGCUUGUGAAAGGAAAUCCGAUAUUGAAGUUAAAGAAAUUUCUAUAGAGGAAACAAAAGAUGAAUCUAAUGCAUCUGAAGAUAUUUUCUUAGACAACUCAGUUACUGAAAUCUGUGAAGAAACAAGUGAAGAGCAGAAUGAACCGAAGGAUUCUACAGAAACCAAUAAGGAAAGUCUAGAAGUUAAACAUGACACAUCAGCUAAAGAAGAAAACAAACAACAAUUGGAACAUGAGUGCCAGAAUAUCUUCAUGGAUAGUUCAAACAUCGAUGAGUCUUUUGCUGAUGAGGCUGUCAAUGAAGAAAAUGAUGUUGAAAAUGAAUCUGCCAUCGUUGAGGUUACUACUAAAGAAGUAAUUAAAGAACAUUCUAAGAAUAUUCCUGCUGAAGAAGAUAUGGCUGUUCUAGAAGCAACUAAUGAGCAGGAAAGUGUUCAAGAAAUCGAUAAAGUUGUGGAAAUAGAGACAAAUAAUAAGUUUGGAAAUUUGGAAGCAUCUACUGAAGACCAUAUUCAAAGUGUUGAAGAAACUGCAGAUGAGCAGCAACAUGUCAAGGAAAUUAAAUCUUUAACUGCCAAUAAAUUAGAAGAAGAAAGUUGUGAAAAGGAGAGCAAAGAGGCUGAAGUAACAGCAAAUAUUGUAGAAGAACCAUCUGCUAAAGUUACUGAAGAUCAACCCGAGUUGGCAAGUGAAACCUCUGUUGUACUAUCCGAAUCUUCAGAUGAAAAACAAGCCGAUGUUGUAAAAUCAGAUAUAGUUCAAUUAUUGCAGAGUUCUGAUACAGCUCAGGAUCAAGCAGAGUUAUCAACAGCAAUCGAAACCAAGUCAAGUGAAACUUCAGAAGUCCAACUAGAAGAUUUAGAUGAAAAAGAUGCUGAACUUGUAGAAUCAGACAGAGCUGAGGUAUUAGAGAGUUCUCAACGUGAUGAGAACUCUGCUGAAGAACAAGCAGAAUUAUCAGAACUUCCAACUACAAUUGAAAGCAAGUCAAGUGAAGCUUUAGCAAUCCAAACUGAAGAAGAAAAAGAAGCCAAAGUUCUAAAAUCAGAUUCAACUGAAAUUUUAGACAGUUCUCAAAUUGAGAAACAAGCUGAAUUAUCUGAAUUAUCAUCUGCCGGCGAAAAAGAAACUGAAGCAAUUGUCGAAAUUGGAAAACAUUUAGAAUUGUCAGAAUUACUUGAAACUACAUCAAAUGAAACAUCUGUAAUCCCACAAGAAUCUUUAGAAAGUUCUCGAAUUGAAGAUACUACUGAGAACAAUCUGUCCAAAUUAUCACCUCAAACUGAAAAUAAACUAAGUGAAACUGUAGAAGUACCUACAGAAAACAAUGCAGAAACUGAAUCAGUUUCUGAUGAAAAACAAAGUGAAACUGAAACAGCAGACAUUGUUCAGGAAAUUUCUGAAGAGAGCUGUCAACCAGAGGAUAUUUCUAAAGAACAAUCUGAGCUGAUAGAAAAACCAUCACAAAGCGAAAUUAAGCCAAGUGAAAUAUCUGAAAUCCAAUCUGUAUUAUUGCAUGACAAACAAGAUAAUAAACUAUGUGAAAUUGAAACGCCAGGUGAAAUUCUUGUUAUACAAUCUGAAUCUUCUGAUGAAAAUCAAGACGAAGUAGAAACAGCAGAUGUUAUUGAAAAUGUUUCUGAUAAAUUAGAAAGCCCUAAGCUAGAAGAUACUAUUGAAGAAAAUUCUAAAACACCAACAACCGAUAAUAAACCAUGCGAAAUAUCUGAAGUUGAAUUUGAACAAAUCGACGAUAAAGCAAGUGAAACUCUAGAAAUUAAACAAGAAUCUUCGGAUAAAACUACAAGUGAAAUUUCGGCAAAUUUGAAUGAACCUUCAGAAGAAAAAGUUAAACAAAGUAACGACGAUCAAUUAUCUAAAACUUCCGAAGAAAGCUCAAAAGAUAAUGAAGAACUAAAACAGACUGUUACUCCAUUAUUAACUGAAGUCAUUGAAGAGAAAUCCCAGGAAUCUUUUGAAGUUUCUCAGUCGAUAGUAGAUUUCCAAAAAGACAAAACAUUAGAAAAAACAGCUAAACUUGAGGAAUCUUCUAUUGAAUGUAAAGAUGCUGAUUCAUCAGAAAUCAUCGCCGAUAAACUAGUUUCAAAACCUAAAGAUGAAACUGAAACUAAUAUUCCAUCUGAUGUAGCUUUAAAUGAAUCUUCUAAAUCUAAACAUGAAGAAUUGUCAGAAGAAAUUAUUGAAUCCACGACAGAAACUAAAGAAAUCAAUUCAGUAAAGCCUGAGGAAUCACCUAAAGUUAGUGAAGUUAUUACCGAAGGUGAAGUAACCUCUGAACCUGUCAAAAUUUCUGAGAAUAAAGAAUCAUUAGAAUCUAAAGAAGAGAGUACAAUCAUUUCAGCAGAAAAACCUCAGCCAACUGAAGACGAAAUAGGCUCUUUAACAGAGGAAGAAGAUUCAACAAAAACUAGCGAAAAAGUUCUUAAAGAAACACAAAAUGAAUCUAAAAUAGAAAUUAAUAAAUCAGAAUUAACUGAGAAACUUACCGAAUCCACAUCUGAAGUAAAAGAUUCUCAACAAGAAUCUACGAAACCAUUAGAAAUUGUAAAAUCUUAUAAUUUUGAAAUAAAAAUAAACGAUAUGGAUCAUAAAACUGAAAAAGAAUCUGUUGAAGCUAAAUUGGAAAAACCAACAACCAGUACACGUUCUCAAGCUACAGAAAGUUCUUAUGCCGAUUUAGAGUUGUCCACUACUGGACGUACCAUGAACAUUACAAAAACGGAAGAGAACAUAACACAAAUUGAAAAAGAAACUCCAGUGACUGCUGAUGAGAUUAGUAAGGUAAACCUAGAUGUACAAAAAUCAGAAGAAGCCGCAGUGGAAUCGAAGGAAUCCCUCAAUCAAGUAAUCAUAAAAGUUUCAGAGGAAAUUGAAGUUAAGCAAUCGAAGGAAACCCCUAAACAAGCGACCAUAGAAGUCUCGGAUGAAACUAAUGUUAAAAAGGCCGAAGUUAGUUCAUCUAAAACUAAUCGUAGAAAACGUACAGUGUCGGAAAGCAAUCAAGAUUCUACACAAGAAGAAGAAAGUCACUCUAGAUCACGCAGAGAUAGACGUAAAAUCAUUAAAAAACUGACAGAAGAAACACUCCAAGAAGUUGAAGAAGAGCCACAAAUUUCCAAGUCGGCUGAAGUAAUGGAUGAAAAACCAAAACGCAAACGCACUACAUCUGAAUCAAGUCAAGGCUCCGUUAAAGAUGACGAAAGUCAUACACGUAGAGGUCGCCGUAAAGUACAAAAACCUCCUGUUGAAGAAACAGUCGUUGAGCAAAAAGAAGAAUGUGAAGAGCUUGUUGUAGAACAAAAAGAGGAAGAGAAACAUCAGCCAAAUUCAGGUGCUACUGAAGAACUUCCUGCUCAGUCUGCAGAAGCAAUUAUUGAUAAUAAAACUGAAGCUUCGUCAACGAAAGAAACACAACUAGAGAAAAUAACUUCUGAACAUCAAAAAGAAAUUGCAGUUGAAAUCAACAAUGAAGAACUCAUGGCCAAAUUUCCAAUGGAAAACGAGGCCCCGAGUGUUGAACUCCAGAAAACUGAUGAAAAUGAAAGUGAUAAAAUGGAUCAAGAUACACCAUCCGAAGAAACCAUUCCGCAUGUGGUAGAACAACCUGAAGAAACAGAGUCAUUUUCCAACAUCACAGAAGAAACUGUCGAAGAAAGUAAACCUACAAUUUCUGAAAAUAAAAUGGAUUCAGCAGCAAAUGACAGCAAUUUGAAGACCAUUGAACUACAUGAAACUCAAAACCAUGAUGUCAUAUCAAGCGAAGUCGCAGGCUUUUCAAAUGAUGUAUUCAAACAUAAGUUGUCAGAUGUUAUUGAAUUGCCUGAACCUGAAGAAGUUGCAGAAACUGUAGAAGAAAUGGUCAUCCCCGCUAAAGAACCUGAUGAGCAACCAAUUCACACACUUAAAGAGGUUGCUGAAACUGUACAAGACGUCGAAGAAAUGGCGGCAGGAGAACCUAAAGAGCAACCAAUUACCGAAACUAUACAAGAAGUUGAAAAAAUUGCUGUUGCUGUAGAAGAACCUAAAGAGCAACCAAUCAAACGGGGACGCCGAAAACCAACGGUAUCAGAAUCGAGUCAAGGUUCAGUACAUGAAGACGAUAAUUCACGUUCUAGAAAGACACGUCGUAAAGUACAAAAGACUCCCGUAGAAGAAGCUGUAGUAGAGGAGAUAAUGGACACAGAAGAAUUGGCAACAACUGUCAACUCUAUAAGUGACAUGAAAGAAACCAAGCAAGCAGAAGUCGUAUCAAAAUUAUCCGUUGAAAUAGAACCAGACGUUAGUAAAUUAAAGGACGAGCAAAGUGUUGAAGUUCAAUGUGUGACAUUAGAAGAUGUUAAAGAGCAAACGACUAAACGGGGUCGUCGCAAACCAACGGUAUCAGAAUCAAGUCAAGGUUCAGUUCAUGAAGAUGAUACAAAGCAUUCACGUAAAGGUCGCCGUAAAAUACAAAAGACUCCUGUUGAAGAGAUAGUGCCAGAGGAAAGUGAAGAACAAAUAACUAGCCAACUGGAAACAGCAACCUCAACUAAACAAGAAACGGAACAUGUUCUGGAUCAAUCAGAAAAUAUAGAGCAAUCAGCCGACUUUAACAAGGAAACUAAAGAAAACGUUAACGAAAACUUUGAAACCGAAUCUGCUACUAUUACUCUUUCAGAAUUUCCGACCUCAGAAAUUAAAGAACAUUCACAAGAAUUACUCGAAAUGGAAGUUGUCGUAGAAAAAACCCAAGAACCUGUUAUUAAAGAACAUUCACAAGAAUUACUCGAAAUGGAGGCUGUCGUAGAAGAACCCCAAGAACCUGUAAAACAAACUCAUGUUAAACAUGAUGAUACCAAGGAACAUGGUGUUAAAAGAGGUCGACGCAAACGUGAUUUACCCGAAAGUCUUUCCGAAGAACCAACUACCAGUCGCAAAGGUCGUCGUAAGGUUCAAGCUACAACUACAGAAGAAAUUUUGGUUGAAUCCACAUCGGAACACAAAAAUCUUUCGAACGAAGUUGAAGUGGUGACUGCAACCGAAACAACUAAAGUCGAAGAUGUUUCUGUUGUAGAUACUGUCAAAGUCGACCAGACUGUAAAAGAAAAUGCAAUUGAAAGUAACGAACAGCCUCGAGAGAAACUUAACGAAGAAAGUGAUAAAACAGAUAGACAAGUAGAAGCUCCUAAAAAACAAACUGUCAAACGUGGGGGAAGACGUAAAAUUGAUGCACCGGAAGUCUCAGCUGCAGAAGAUAAACCUAUUGAAUUAUUAGAGGAACAUGAAACAAAUGAAGUAGCUGAAAGCAAAUCUGUUAAAAUUCAUCUUGAAGAAACAGUGGCUUUGGAGAACAGUGAGCAUCUUCCAGAGAAACUAAAUGAAGAAAGUGUCAAGCCAGAGACACAAGUCGAUACUUCUACGAAACAAACUGCCAAACGUGGAGUACGACGUAAAGCAGAUGUGCAGGAUGUUCCAGUUGAAACUUCUACCAAAGUGGAGGAUUCUGUAACUGCCACCGCUGUAACAAAGAAUCAUGAGGAGGAAACAAAUGAAGAGUUAGUGAAACCCGAAGAAGUUGAACAAGUUGAACCCACCACUAAAAUUGCCAAACGUGGAGGUCGACGUAAAGUUGAAAUAGAGGAAGUUCCAGUCGAUACCAACGUAGAGAAACAUGUGGAAGAAACAAAUGAAGAGAUUAAGAAACCAGAAGAAUCUACACAUGUUGAAACGUCCACGAAAACAUCUCAUGCGACAAGACGCGGUGGUAGACAUAAAGCUGCAGCUUCCGAAAUCACUACUGAAGAUGUUUCUAAAUCACGCAGUGCAAGCCGAAACCGUAAAACUCCCGCAGAGCAUCCUACUUCUGAACCAGAACUACCAGCUGUGAGCGAAAAACAAACAGAAAUACCCACAGUUUCUCCUGACAUUUCAAAAGGACGCAGUGCAAGUAGAAACAGAAAAACACCUGUUGAACAUCCCAUUACUUCAGGCAACCAAGAAAAUCAAGCUGAAGUAUCCAAAGGCCGUACAACAAGUCGAAACCGAAAAACACCUGCAGAACAGCCAAUGGCUUCUAAUGAGCUAGAAGAACAAAUAGAAUCUGUAAAAGAUGUUAAAGAAAUUGCAGUAGUUGGUGGUGUUACUCAAGGCCACGUUGAUGAAAAUGUUGUGAUCAUAGACGAAAGUACUGAUGAAGAAAAUGAAAAGAAACAGGAAGAUACGUCCCUUAAGAAACGUGGAAAACGUACGCGUACUGCUUCUGAAACAAAUCAAGGCUUUAGUGAAAAGCCUACCAAGAGACGGGCCAGACAUCAAGUGACUGAAAUUAAUGAAAAUACUGAAGAGAAAAAACCAGAAACUGUUGAAGAAGUUCAAACUGAUAAGGACGUUGUAGAGAAACCACAAAAGUAUACACGAAGACGAGGUGCAGCAGCCUCACAACAAGUACAAGAGGAAGAAGAAGAACACCACUUAACUAAAUCUAGAAGAAAAGCUGCUGCUAGACAUUAUGAAAGUGAAGAACAUCAAUCUCAUACUGAACACACGGAAGAGCAAACAAAGUCAGCUGAAGAAACAACCUUGUCAGAAGUAAAGAUUACUGAAGUUACGCUUGAACCCGAGGAUCAGCACGCUGCUCCUCAAGAAGAAAAUCAAAAAGAUGUUAAAAUUCGAAAAGGCCGCAGAAAAGCUGCUGCUGAAAAUGAGGAGGAGCAUCAACAAGACGAAGAUGAGCAUGAAACAUUGGCGGCUGUAAAGAGAAAAGCUGUUGUUAAAGGUAUUGAACAUGAUCAUGAAGUGGAGAGUGCUUCAUCUAGCAAGAGGAAAGGAGUGGGAAAGAAAAAUCGCCAUUUAGAAGAACAUGUAGUUAAGGUAGAAGAUCCCGCUACUAAGAACCAACAGGAACACGAAAAACAUGAAGAUCAAAGUUCUGUCAUGGCUAUCGAAACGAGCGAGAACACAAGUACUCGACGUCAUGCGGGUAGAAAGAAACAUGAUCAUGAUGAUCCGACUGUAGAAAAACAUGACACUGAAGACGAAUCAAAACAAGUUGAAUGUGGUGAUACUUCAAAUAAACGACGUCAUAUCGUUAGGAAGAAAGCUGAUCAUGAUGAAGAAGUUUCCGAAAAACAUGACACAGAGGAGGAAUCAAUACAUAUUGAUAGUAGUGACACCUCACACAAACGUCGUCAUGUGGGUAGAAAGAAGCUUGAACAUGAAGCUGAACAUGGUGAUCAUGACACUGAAACUGAACAUCCACACGAGGAAACUAAGAAAGGCAGGACAAGAAGAAAGAAAGUUAACUAUACCGAAGAACCCGAUCAGCCCACAACUUCAUACUCGCCUGAAACAAAACACAGAGGUCGUAAGCGUAAAGAAUCGCAUACAGAUACUCAAGAAGUUGUCGCGAACGUAAAGGAGCACAUUGAGGAGAAAUCAACUAAGGAACCUGAAACAAAAGUUGUUAAUCCAAGUGGAGAACUUCAAACGCCACAACGUGCCGCUCCCAUUGCAAGAAGAGGUCGAAAGGCUUCUACUAUUGAGCACAUAACAGCAGAAUCACAAGAACUAGCUGAUGAUACACCGGGUAGAAGAGCACGUAAUGUACCACAGCGCAGAGCAGCUACGGCAUAUCACAAUUAUGAUGAAACUUCCGAUAGUGAAGUAACAACUAAAACAAAAAAGAAAACUGACUCACCACGCAAAUCCCUAGAAGUCACAAAAACAUCGCCCACGGCCACCAUUACAACAGCACCCAUUAUCGAUAACUCACCAUCGCCUUCAACGACAACAGCAACCACAACAGCAAGAGGUCGUACACGAAAACCAACCGCUAAAGUUCAACAAUUCCUAGAGGAAGAACGUGCCAAAGCGGAAACACCUAAAAAAAAAGGUUUGUUGUCGUCGGCAAUUGCAGAUGCAGCUACACCACAACGUACGCCUGCUAGACGUGGGCGUAAGGCUUCCACUAUUGAAACUGAAGUCGAAGGAACACCUCAAGCUAGCAAGAGUGGACGAGGAGGUAGAGGUAAACAAACAGCGGUUACACAAACUAAAGAGGAAACAGAAACCACUGCUGCAGUUAUAGAAGAAAAAGUAGUUGAGUUACACACUACACCACCACCAGCACAACCACCGGCUAAAGGACGCCGUGGAGGACGUAAAGCUAAAAUAACUGAAGAAGAACCAAAUGCUAAUAGCGAUGAACCACCAGCUAAGAAAUCUCCUUUGGAAUUGGAAAGCGAAAAACAUGAUUCUUCUCCUUUAGUUGAGGCGCCAACGCCACCCACACGCACUGCAGGCAAACGUAAUGCGGCAGCCGCAGCUAAAGCCAGAAUUGAAGAAGACGCUUUAGCGGCCGCUGCCAUUGAUCCACCUAAAAGAUCGAGGGCCAAAAAGGCUCCAGCAAAAGCAGCAACUCCCGUAGUGGCCACCCCUGAUACAGAUGCACACAGUUCUGAGUUGGAAGAAGAAAAAGGGGCUAAAAACAAAAAUUCUCCCCUAAAACGAGAACACAGAUUAACUUCUGCAUCUACGAUAGAAGGAGCUGAUGAUAUAGAAGAUGAUCAUGACAAAACGGAAACGUCCGAUAAACCAGUCAACAAAAGAGUACGUAAAGCGGCAACAGCCACUACAACGGAAACAACCGAAGUACCAGUAAAAAAAGGCCGCAAAGCUAAAGCGGUAGAGGAAGUAGCUGAUAACAGCGAUACAUCUGGUGCUGAGGUAAAAGCCAUACGUGGUAGAGGGAGAGGCCGUAAAAAUGUACAUUUUGAUGAACAGCAAGAGGCCGAAGCUAGUACUUCCACCCAACAACAACAACAACAACUAAUAACCAAUAUAGAGCCAACGUUAGUCGAAACACCAGAGCCGGUUAAAAGAGGAACGCGUACUCGACGCAAAUAAUUUUAAUAUUUCUCUUUUAACUUUCACACACACACACACACACUCGAACUCUUUCCAUUCAAGCGAAUUUUAGUUUUUUUUAGUUAUUUGUUCAGAAAUAUUUAUAAACUUGUCUUUUUUUCAACUUAUAUUUUUUAUUUUAAUAUUUGGAGCGUAACUUUUUUUGGUAGGAGUAUGUUUUUAUGUUGAAUUUUUUCUUUGUGUAUAACUUAUGAAAAACUCCACUUUAAAAGUAAAUUAGACUCCUGGAAAAACUAUAAAUUAUCAUUUAUGCGUUACUUUGUUGUUUAAUUGUUUUUUUUAAUAUUAUUAAAAUACACACUUUAUAUCAUUUCUUUUUUUAUUAUUAUUAGAGCAAAAAAUCUAUUUUUCAAAAAAAAAUGUUUAUCUUUUUUAAUGGAAAAACAAACAAUGUUUCUUUGUAAUAAUAUGAUAUAAUAUAAUUUAGCUUAUAACUUUUAUGUAACAACUUACAAACAGAAAAAUAUAUAUAGAAAUAUAAAUAAUAAAUGUAAAAAAAAACUAAAAAAAAUUAAUAAAAUCGAAAUUAAAAUU